This is a messenger RNA of Chaetomium globosum CBS 148.51, 2565 nucleotides long. RefSeq lists its product as uncharacterized. The coding region runs from base 1 to 2565 and encodes 854 amino acids. NCBI's taxonomy places the organism in Eukaryota, Fungi, Ascomycota, Sordariomycetes, Sordariales, Chaetomiaceae. The transcript has 2 exons. The record is from RefSeq and is a predicted model, not a curated record.
AUGUCCCGCCAAAAACAGCGCACGCCACCCCUCGUAAACCCCCGCCUCGCCCACUCCCAAAUCUCCAUCCCCGUCCCCAACCUUCAAACCCCCCCACCCACCUCCCCACGCCGCAAGCUGGGCCUACUACACCAGCACCACCAUUCCUCCUCAUCAACAUCCUCCAUUCCCCGCGCCAUCACCACCACCAGCGCCGCUACCACCACCCCCCGCCCCACCGCCACAACAACAACCACCACCAACCCCACCAUCUCCGCCACCCCCGCCAGCCGCAGCAGCAGCCGCGCCAGCACCACCAACAGCAACCCCUGCAACCCCAGCCACAGCCGAGCCGGCAGCCGAGCCGACAGCAGAGCUGACAGCCGCGCCGGCAGCGCCCUCAGCCUGCGCCUGCACACGGGCACAGGCACGGGUGUCGGCAUCGGCCUGGGCGCUGGCCUACCCGUCUCGCCGCUGCCGGCGGCGGCGGCGGCCACGUCGUCGUUUUGGCGGGGUAGGGCGCGCGGGGCGAGCCGGGCGGGCGGUGCGGGCGGGGCGGGCGGGCAGCGGUUUGUUUCGGGGGUGGGGACGGGGUCGGAGGGGUCGGGGUUCUCGCCUUUGAGGCCAGGGGUUGGUGUUGGGGUGAGGACGGGUCAGAGUCAGGGUCAGAGUCAAGGCCAGGGUCAGGGUCAAGAUGAAGAUCAAGGUCAGGGCGAUGAGGGGGGGCAGGAAGGGGAUGGUGAUUCGAGCAGUCCGAGCCGCAGUUUGAGUCAGAGCUGGAGUGACCUUGCGGGGGAAGUGGAAGGGGCCGAGAGGGGGGGAGAAGAAAGGGAAGGGGAAGGGGAUGGAGACGGGGAUGGAGAGGCAGAGGGAGAAGGGGAGGGGGAAGGCGGUUUCUUCGAAGAGAACGGGUCUGGCACUGCCAGCCAGCGGCAUAGCUGGGACAGUGUUGCGACUGUGAAGGAGGAAACUGGCCGGGUUCGAUUUCUUGAUUAUGACUAUGCGGAUGAUGGAGGGGAUACGCACGUCGGAGAGGGCUCCGACGGGUACAAGGACGCCCAGGAAUACGGCAGCUUCCAAGGACGCGACGACCCGCGCAGCAACGAGGGCUCUUGCGGAUAUGCUGCAUCACCUGAACGUGUGAGUUCACAGAAGUACGUGGAACCACAGGCAUAUGAGAUCAGGACCGAGGGCAAGCAUGACCUUGGACAGCAAUAUCGCGAGUAUGACACCGGCCGGUAUGGGGAUGAGAAGCUCGGUGGGGCUGGGAUGGGGGUGUUGGGAAAGGGCGAGGAUCAGAGGGAUGGUGGAGAUUACGACAGGGAGAUACAACUACCAUCGAAAUGGGACAGGAGUCAGGGUCUGGAACGGAUCAUAGAGGAAACUCAAGAGACCGAAACCGACACCCUCCCACCGGGCAGGAUCAUGCUUAUGGAGCGGCUGUGCGAUCUGGUGCAGAGGCUGUCCUCGGUGAGGGUCGGCGGCGGCUUGGAAGCCGAUGUUCUUGACGUCUUGAACGUGAAAGUCGACGAGAUGGAUGACCUCUUGGUGCUUGCGGAGGAGACGGCCGAGGCAGAAGCCACGGCGGACAUGGAAAUGCAAGCCAUACCUGAAGACGAAGAGGAACAACUUGGCAACGAGGACGCACCAGCGCAGGCUACGACUGAGGACGGAGAGGAAGCAGCCACAGAAGUCCAACCAACAAAGCAAGAGGGAGGAUUGGAAACGGAGAGCGGAGGUGAAACAAGGGAGGAACCGUCCAAGUCCGGAUCCGGAGAAAACGACGAGUGGGGCAGCGGAAUGUCGCCGGCCAUGUUCCCCGUGCCAAUGCUCCGGGUUGGGAACCAAGACAUCCGCGACCUCGCCAGUCCCCUUCCAUGGCUCACCUCCAGCUUCAAAUACUCUGAACUCUCGAUAUCCCCGACCCGGUCGAGCCCCGAGCUCGCUGCGGCCACCAACGAGGCCCUUGAGGCAGCCAAGCAGGCCGCCCAAGCCCAAGCUGACAUGGCCGAGCGAGUGGCAUCCGAAGCAAACAGGUUGAACUGCGAGCUAGCCGAAAUCGUCAAAAAUCUGCAGGCCCGAAAGGAAGAGUCCGACCACCUCCACGCCCUCCUGAUCGACCGCACCGAGGCCGCCGCCACGCGCGUGCUCGACCUCGAGCAAGAAAUCUGCGACCUCGAAGACGACAUCCUGUCCGGCGAAUCCGAGCUGCGGCACCUGCGCCUCAAGCUCCGGGCCGUGGAAACGCUCUGGCAGGAGACGGCACGCCCGGACACGGCGGGCGGUGGCGGCGACCCGGACCUGGUGCGCAGCAUCGAGAACUGGAAGGCCGACUGGGUGCUCGUGCGCGACCGCAUGCUCGACCGCAAGAAGGACCGCCGCGCCCGCCGCCUGCGCCUGCACCGCGCGGGGUGCGUCAUCAACUCGUUGGAGGAGCGCGAGCAGGAGACCACGACGAGUAGUCUGGGGGGGUUGUCCAUGUCGGUGUCGUUGCUGGGGUUGGGGGGUGGAGGUGCUAAGGGUGGGAGCGGGGGCGGGGGUGGUAUUGCUGUUGCUGGUCCGAGGAGUCCGAGGAAGAGGGCAUGA